This is a messenger RNA of Plectropomus leopardus (leopard coralgrouper), 1624 nucleotides long. It is a transcript of the gene ift27, whose product is annotated as intraflagellar transport 27 homolog (Chlamydomonas). Lineage: Eukaryota; Metazoa; Chordata; Actinopteri; Perciformes; Serranidae. Gene Ontology annotation, molecular function: GTP binding; GTPase activity. The record is from RefSeq and is a predicted model, not a curated record.
CGCCCUUUCCCAUAUGUUCCACAGUGACAGUACUCUCUUCCAGAAGAACUACAGCAUGACUACUGGAGUGGAGCUGCUGAUGAAAUGUGUCAACAUCCCAGAGACCAAUGACAGUGUGGAGCUCUACAUCAUAGACUCUGCGGGAAAGCAAACAUUAGUGGAAGCCUGCGAGAAAAUGUGGGGUGAGCCGUCGUUGCUUUGCCUGGUUUUUGACCUGACCAGUAAGCAGUCUUUUGACAACUGCAGCCACUGGAUGGAGCGGGUUCGUGCUCACUGCCAAGGUCUCCACAUUCCAGGUGUCCUGGUGGGCAACAAGUCAGACCUUUCUGCUAGAAGGGAGGUCCCGACAUCCUUGGCCCAGGAAUGGGCCCAAAGCCAGGGGUUGGAGUACCACGAGACAUCAGCUAAGGAGAUGGAGAACUGCGAUAUGCCGCUCCUCAGUUUAGCCCGGGCCUUCCACUCUCUCUACCAAGAAUGUCGUGAGACCAUCCAGAACCUGAGUCCAGGCUAGAUCCCUCAAAAGGCACACACACCUUGAAUAUUCACUUAAAGGAGAGUAGAAACAUAAAAUUUUAUAUUGAUAAUACAUAAGAUGAUUCAAAGAAACCCUGUAAUAUUCUGUGACACCGCCAAGGACCAGCUUGUUCAGGGCGAUAUUUUGAUGUGACUAUGAAUAAAGUUGUUUUUCUAUGAUAAUCAGCAGUUAGCGGUAUUGACUCUUAUCUCUCUCUAUACGUUUAGAUAGUGAGGUAUACUUUCAAAGUGACGAUUGGGUCAUUACCAAAGCUACAGCUCCAGUUCAUUGUGGAGGAAAGAGAGUCUGCCUCUUCUCAGAUGGCUGCUCCUGAUUUUAGUUGGGAGCUCACCCUUAUUUAUUGCCUCCCCCCUCCUUUUAUGUUUUCCUGUAAUCUCAAUGUGACUUUGUUCCUGGUCUCAUCUUCUCUGGUCUGCCAUCUUUCCUCAUUUCUCUCCAUCUCUCCUCUCCGCCUCACUUUCUCUUCCUUUAUCAGUUUUUCCCUAUUUUGUUGCUUUGCUUAAAAACUCGUCCUUCCUGCUUGUCGUCUCUUCUCUUUCCAAUCCCAUCGUCUUCCCCUUCUCCUUCUCUCUGUUUAACUCUCCCUCUCUCUUGUUGUGUUAACUCCCCAGCUGCAGCCCUCUCACAUCAUUUCAGUCGUGUCCCCGGUGCGGCGCUAACAACCAGUAAUCACUGUUCUAAUUAGCAGUCUCCCAUUCAAACCAGGUCAAAGCCGCGUCCUUGUUCUCUCGCUGCCUCUCAGACCAGCUGCCACCAUUCAAAUGAGGGCGCACCGGUUCAAGCCAGACACAAUGGUUUUUAUCUCAUUAUGCGCUACAUUGAGAGUGACUGCAGCAUGUAAUAAUCAUGAGACAGUCUCUGUCCUCUUUUAGGAAUCGCAGUCACUGAAUUUGAUUUUUGAUGGGUUUUUCUUUCUGGCUGUCCUUUGACAUUUGUGAAGGAAUGUAAGAUGUCGUUGAAACCAAACACAAACAUAUAUGGUCACUAGAUAAUAAUGCAUAAAGUGAAUUAAAAAGCAACUUCUUUCCUGUAAAAUGAUUUGUUAUGAGGUUCCUCACAUAUUCUGUAUUUAACUGCUUGUAAUUGUUG